This is a messenger RNA of Quercus lobata, 1149 nucleotides long. RefSeq names its product E3 ubiquitin-protein ligase. The coding region runs from base 382 to 927 and encodes 181 amino acids. NCBI's taxonomy places the organism in Eukaryota, Viridiplantae, Streptophyta, Magnoliopsida, Fagales, Fagaceae. Gene Ontology annotation, cellular component: intracellular membrane-bounded organelle. The transcript is spliced from 5 exons. The record is from RefSeq and is a predicted model, not a curated record.
CGACUCGUUUCUUGGUAUGGUACCAACCAACCAAAACAGCUUCUCAACUACAGCUGCCUGUUUCCGAUCUUUUUAGUUUCAGUUCCCACUUCCCACACAACACAACACAAAACAAACACAUCUCACUUCAAACUUUUGUUCUUAUCUCUUGAGAUUAAUAAGAAAUUGAGUUUGAAGCACGAAAUGAGACAGUAAAUUUUUUUUGGGAAUUGUAAAUAAAAAAAGAUUCUCUCAUUUCUGAGACAGAUACUAAAAUUUAUUACUGCUUUUGUCGCACUUUCAAACCAAACAAAACAAAACAAAGCUUCAAAUAAAAAUAAAUACAUAAUCAUAAAUAUUUAAGGGUUCGGAAAAUUCCAUUAGCAGAAAAAGGAGGUGGCAAUGGCAAGGCUUGCAUUGGGUCCUUGGUUCCACAAGAACGUCGUCGAUCCUCUCAUCCAAAUCCUUCGCAGGGGUGCUGAGCCGAAGCAAUUGGCAUUUUCUGCAGCUCUUGGCAUUACCUUGGGGGUAUUUCCCAUUUGUGGGGUCACUGUGUUUCUAUGUGGACUGGCUAUUGCAUUGCUUGGAUCCCGUUGCAAUGCUCCAACUGUAAUGCUGGCAAACUUUAUGGCUACACCAAUAGAGUUGAGUCUGAUGUUGCCCUUCUUGCGCUUUGGUGAAAUUCUCACUGGUGGACCUCAAUUUCCAUUUACAUCUGAUGCUUUCAAGAAGGUUUUGACCGGCCAAGCUUCGCAUGAAGUCCUCUUAAGUGUUGUCCAUGCGUUGUUGGGAUGGCUUGUUGCGGCACCUUUUAUAUUGGCCACACUCUACAUCAUCCUUUUACCAUGCUUCAAGUUUUUGGUUAACAAGUUCAGCUCUGUUCCAUUAAGCCCAAAGAAACCACUUCAUUCACUCUCAGAUGUCCAGCUGAAGGUAAGGGAUGUCUGAUUAAACUGUAAUAAGCAGAUUUUCAUUCAUCCAUCCCAUCAACAGGGAACAGUAGUCAUUUGUUUUUAGCCUAAUUGAUGUACAUAAAACCCUUUUAUGUUCAAGGUGUACAAAGAAAUUUGCAUUGGUAUUGUUAUCAUAUUGAUGAGCUUCUUCUACCAAAUACUGUAUCAUUUGGAUAAAAAUUUAAUGAAAGUAUGAGAUUGAUUUGCGAUUAUGACA